ACCGAUUUAAAAAAUGUAACUCAGAAAAAAAGGCGAAGAAAUGCACGAUACGAGAAAAAAAGAGGGACGCAGUUAUUUAGAUAUAGAGGCAAUUAAUCUGUUCGUCAUAAUCCGAUUAACAUCGUUUCAGCGUUGAAUGAUAAUAUUGAUCAAUGAAAUCAAUAAUAACACAGUUAUUGUUUAUGAGGUACAAACGACCAACACAUUUUUAACACCUACUUAUUGGUAACCCCUUACGUCUAUGUUGGCACGUUGCCAAAUCGGGGAUUUUAUGGGCGCGAUGUAUUUAUUCAGAGAGUGUGAGGCGAUACAAGUGGGCCGAGUAAAAAUAUUUGUGUUGCAAAUUUGGAUGUAAAUUUAACAGUUUAAUAGAUCUUGCUUCUAUUAUUGUAAGCAAAUUUUUCUGUUUACCAACUUCAUGUAGAUUUCUAUCUUUAGAUCUAUGUAAUAAUUUCCUUACUGGAUGUUUUUUUCUGUUCGUCAAUCUACACUGAAAAGUAUUUUCGGACAAAUUGUUUCAAAGAUCUAUUUAAAAUCAUAAGGACAGACGAUAAUCUAGUGUGUAGCAGAUUUGUGACGCUAAUCAAUAUUUUGUUGAAUGACGUCAUCAGACAAAAUCACCAGUGACGUCACAGUUUGUGACGUAAUUUUUGACGUCAUCGUACAUGCCUAGCUUAUUGACUUGAACGAAGACGCUACGCAGAAAGACGAGCUGUAUGCGGUGAUGUGGUGUUUGGGCGUCGGUUUGUAAGUGUGUGUGCAUUGGAUCGUGUUUAUUACCUUUGACAGAUUCCAAGAUCCAUUUCGGGCAUGACUAUUGGAGGGAUUAUGCAGCAUCCGGCUAUUAAAGCAGAACGUGUGGAUCUAGCGUACUUGCCACCUAGUUACUACCAGCAGCAACAACAGUUGCAGCAACAGCAGCAAUUACAGCAACAACAGCGACAGCAGCAGCAGCAACAACAACAAAGAAUGGCACCACAAACACAUAAUGUACCACCAAAUCAAACAGUUCAAUCAACGGCCAAAAAACCUGACACAAACUCUUCGCUUGGGAAAUCUGUCGACCCGAGCAUUGAAGCUCAACCAGAUUUUCAAAGUAUCAAAGGUGUCUUUGGCUGGACUGUUGUUGACAAAAUAAACAUUCCGUAUAUACUACGAGGGGAUAAACAGUUUGUCUCUGUUAGAAUAGUAGAAAUGAAGUUACUUAGCAGAUAUCCAAAUUCGUAUCCGGACGAUCUUGGGAAACAGGCACCGCUCACAAGUUUCUUUAUAACCGCGAAUGAAGCAAAACUUCUGAAUGAGAUAAAUCUACAGCACUGUGCUGGAGAGUAUGGUAAGAAAGAGUUUACCAUAAAGGAUUUGAUAGUUUUAUUGUCAGAUUUUAUCAAUUUCUAUAAUCUUGUGAAAAAAACGUUCCCGGAUGCAGCAGUUGCUAGGCAAGAGGCGGCUCAAACAGCUGGUUGGUUACAAAUCAAAAAUACUGUCACCCCUUAUAUCAAAAGACAAGAGAACAAAUUCGUUCCGCUUUCAGUUAUACAAUAUGCAGCUGGAUUAUUGACCAAUGAAAAUGUAAGUGGACUUCUUCCAACUAAAAGAGAAUGUGAUCUGUUAAAUGAAGCAUGUAAAACCGCCGGUGUUGAAUUCGUGUUUUCUGACACUACGACAAGGUUGAUUAAUGUUAGAGAUAUCCUUAAGAUAUCAUCAGUAGACAUUAUUGAACUACCUUCUAGUAAUCCGUUAAAACACGCAACUUAUAUGGAACUCCCAACAACCGGUAAUCGGCCAGCAGAAAAGCAAAAGGUUGCUACAUCUCCUGCACAGAGUAACUCGGCAAGGCCACAUGGCCAGUCAUACAUGUUCCAGCCAGGUUCCCAGCUGGAUAUGUUACGGACUCAGAUACAGGGAAGUAUAAAUAGACCUGAGCAAAAUGGUUCCCGGUUUCCAAUGCCACCACAAAGUGGGUUUCCUGGCAACCAGAUGUUUCAUCCGCGUAUGAUUGACCCUAGAAUGGCGAUGGCGGAUAUGUACAGAGUUCAAUACGCCCCAAACAACAGACCUAUCAUGUCAAAUGGACCUCCUAAUGCUAGACUUAGCCAAAUGCCAUACAAUCACUUAGUUCCACAAAUGAACCCUAUGAUGCAGUAUCAUGUCGGUAUGCAAAAUAGUCAAAACGUUAAAAUUCAAGGACCGGGUCUUCAGCAAAACAAAGAAAUGUCACAACAGCGACCAAUGAGUAAUGGGCCAGACACUUCUCCAAGGACACAAUCAAGACCGUCGUCAGGAUCUAUUCCUCAGGCCGGAUCAAGGCCACCGUCGAGUUCUAGGCCUCCGUCUGGAUCGCCAUUGGGAUCGCCUCUAUCACCGUCAGCUUUUCCGCAGUUUUCUAGGCCGGGUUCAAACGUUGGUGUCUCUCCUGUUGCUGACGCUAUGACGGCGGCGGCCGCAGGGCAGUUACCGAUGUUAAAUGGUGGUCUUGCAAUACAACAGAUGCAGAACAUGUGCGCGCAAAGGUUUCCGACAUCAAGGGAACAAAUGUACUCGCCGAGUAAUCAGAGUCAAACCUUUCCCCAACCACCUCAUGGUAUGAGUGGACAUCCACACCCAGAUGUUCAUGCUCCAAAAACUGUGCAAUUACCUUCACCAAAUAACCCAUUUCCACCACAAGUGCAAAGGAGCAUACACCCGAGUGCUAAUCAAGAAAUUCCAGGACUGUUUAGUCCGACUGGGUCAAAUGUGGCUCCACCAAAACAGACAGUACCGGCGCAUGAUGCUGCGCCUCUCCCGCCGCUACAGUUAAUGUCAAGUCCACCACCUACGUCAACUGUGACAACCGUUUCCUCUCCUGAUCAGAUUAUAAGCCCCGUUGUCCCUGUAUCACAAACUUCCGAUGGAGAGGUUCCCGUUCCAGUGAAUCCACAUAUCGAUGCUUCCAUGCCUGCACCAAGGAACCAGCCGUUGCCGACCACAAUUUCUGCGGCAAAACCACAGGUGUCAUUAGUAAAGUGUAUUGAAGGCGCAUGGUUAAAUAACAAGAGUAUUUCAUGUUUAUUUUUAGAACAAGAAGGCCGAAAUGGCAGAUUCUGUUUAGUGGAGGCAGUAUGUAAGUUAUACUUUAAUGGAUGUAGUGUGAACGAGUUCCUGUUUGCUUUAGAAAAUGUGCUUAAUGUACCACUAUUGACCUGUAACGAAAUGGAGGAAAAAGCAUUCAUUCAGUAUUAUAGUCUGCCUGUAGUAACCCUCAAGUGUAAUAAAAUGAUAAAAUUCGACGACCUGGAAAAAUAUUUUCCACAGUUGACCUAUAUGUUUCCUAGUAAAGAAGCAAUAGCGCAAAGUGAAAAUGAAACUGAACAAACAGAUAUAAACGAGACUGGAGAAUUGACUGGCAAUGGUAGCGUGCUGACACAUGAAGAAAUAGAAGCGUCUAUGCCGGCCACUAUAAGUCAAAUGGCGCACGUUGGAGAGAAACGUACUGGAGAUGCCAUACAGAACGACAUCGCUUAUAAACACCAGCGGCUUUCAGGUGUUGCGGAUGAUGACGAUGAAGUAAUUAUUCUUGACUGAAGAGAAACAGCAACAACAGAUCAAAGGGUUCAAGACAUAUGCAGAUACUGCUCGAAACCUGAUAGACGAAGAUAUAAAAACACUAUCAAGCGGACAGUUGUUAAAGGAAACCGCUAAGGAGGAGAAAUACCAUGAAGUAGAGACUGACAAAAUGGCAAAAAUCGUCAAAGCAAUACUCGCACGGAUUUCACAAUUUUCAAAGUUCAUUGCUGUCGCACUUAGCUUAAUUAGAACUUGAGCAAGGACGUGACACCCGCUAAUUCUAUACUGAGAAUUGUGUUAUGUUGCUUGCGAAAGGUCAAGGCCAAGCGUUGAAUAGUUAAACUUACGUACAGCUGCAUUUAUUAUGUACUAAUAAAUUUCAACACGAAAGAAGUAAACAUAGUUUUUAACAACGAUUUUUUUUCCGACAACAAGAAGGAAAAAUACAGUACAUGAGUUUACUUUUACUAGUUUACUACCAGUUGAUACAUAACAGACUGUUUCGCUGAUUUGACUGUAGUGGUAUGACGUCAUACUUCAUUUAAAAUGUAUUGCAUUAUUGAGACUACUUUCGUGAGAAGUUUAUUGGUAUGUGGUAAAUACAUAAUCUACUAAUCAAAACUUCUAACGCACCCUCGAUAUAUCUGGGGAUAUAUUUCUUCAUGCUUUCAGUCAUUUAUCAAUGUUUUUUUACACAUUAAGGUAAUAGAAAUUGAAUUUCAACAAAAUGAGAUUGUGCAAAGAUAAAAUCUGAAAACGUCACAAAAUACGCAUAAAGUAGUGUUUAAAAACAGCUUGAAAAGAUACAGAGGUAUAGAAAUUGAUUUUUCAAUGAUACACAGUCGAUUAUCAACACGAAUGUAGUAUUGAUUCCAAAGAUAUGGUCGAAUAAUGAAGAGAUUUUAUCUUUGAUAUAUUUUCUUUCCUUUAUAACCAAAUUCGCUGUUUAUAAUUGUAGUUAGUUAUGUAUUUUGUGACUUUGGUUGAGGCCGUGGAGCAAAUAAAAAGUCGUCAUAGCAUCACUCUUAUUUUCCAGAAUUUUUUAUCGAUUUUUUGAACAUGUUUUUCUAAACUUGUAAAAUGAUGUUUGAUACAUUGUUAAUAAUUAUGAAGGAUAUUGAAAAGAUGUUGAGGGGUCGCCAUUAGAGGUGAUAAUGAUUAAUUAUGGUAAGGGUUUUUGUACAUUUUGUUAGCUGAUCCUGUCAGACAUAGUGUGAUAAGUUGAUUCAGUUUUGUUGUCACUGAGGAGAAGUUGUAUGUUCUAAAUAGUUAAAUAGCUGUCUCAAACUAUUUUUUGCUAAACACAUGUAACUACUUAAAGGAGUGCACUGUGCUAAAUCUAGGUAUAACACUUGUUGAAAAUUUGGUUGCUGUCAGAACUUGACAAGAAAUUUAAAUAUUACGCCAGGAGAUGAAGUAGUAUCUUGCAGUGCUUUUGCGACACAGAUCCAACAUGUACAAACUCUGAUCUUUUUUUGUGUGUAACGAUUUGUGUUGGAUCGACAAACGUUGAAAUUGCUUCCAUUCGAUUAUGUAAUUAUACUAUACAAAAUCACAUAGCACGCUUAAACUUAAACAAGAAUCUUAUGUACUGUACCAGCAGCCAUUACUAUUUGAUUUAUUCACUGUAAAAUCUGAACACUACAAAUGUUCUAAAUAGAUCUAUAUGCAUUUAGUAUUUGUAUUUAACUAUGUUAUUGAACAUUUACUUCAGUAUGACACGUGUACAUUAUGUACAAAUGUAUAGAGAGUGUAGUAGCAAGUAUCAGCGUUAAUGCUCCAUCAUCGGAGGACUUUUUGUUAUGUUAUUAUACUGUUAUACUUUUAAAGAUAUAUUUCAAAAUUACAUUUCUGACAAAAAUGAUCGUGAUUUUCUCUCACGAGCUAAAGUUUUCCUGCACCAAAUUAAAACUUCAAAUAAAAAUUGACACGACACGUGAAAUACGUGUAUGUCCUUGUAACAACCAUUUUUGUAAAACACAUGCUUUGGCAUGUGCAGGAUUGAUGAAACAGGCACACGUUAUUUAGAAUAGGAGUAUAUGUAUGGAUUGGAUGUGUUUCUCCUGCGUUAGGACAGGUGCAAACCACAUUUCGACUUUAAGCAAAUUUGUGUAUCGUGCAAGCUAUUCUUUGAUGAUUUGCAGGAAGUAUUGUACUAUUUUAUUGACCUGUCAAAAUUUUGUCCCCGGCUUUCAUUAUAUUCUGUUCACGCCUUAGUAAGAUUAACAUGAAAGCCAGAAACAGGUUUUGACAGGUCAAUAAAAUAGUACAGUACCAUGUGUUUUCUACACGUCUAACGCAGAAGAUAACGUUUAGUCCUUAUAUUUUUACAGAGGCAACAAAAAGUAGGUGGUUUCAGAGAAUCAUAAGAAAUAUCAGACUAUCGAUCUUUAGACAUUUAGAUAAAACAGCUUAAAAGACACCCCCACAUUAAUUUGCCUAUCACUAUAUAGUUAUUUUAAAAUACAUUUAAAUCCAUUAAAAAUCGCCUAGACAUGUUGUCUACAGAAAAAAAAAUGAACUGUAAUUAAAUAUAACUUAUAAUCAAAGUUGCUGACUUCUAACGAUUUUUGUUUGUACCAUGUCAAAUCUUCCGUGCAAUCUCCCAGACAUGAACUCGUCCAUAUCAGUGCAUCAGUGUUAUUUGUACGAAAAUCAACGUUUUUUCUUCUAUACAAAAUGAAUGUUUUUUAACAGCUUUAAUGUAUAUACUAUUUAAAGAUACGGUACAAAUGUAUUGAACUGUAAAAACGCUCUAGGUUGCGUUAUGAGUUAUAUGUAACAUAAGCAAUAUAAUGUGCUAUUCAUUUUCUACAGUGCUAUGAUAGAAACAUGUGUUUUGUUAGUAUAGGCUUUCUCAACUUAAGUAUUGUUAUUUCUUUUAGUCACUUGUAAGAGAACAUAUUUGCAAGGUGAUACCGGUAUUAAGUUUGUAAGACUUUUAGUGAGGAAAGUUUUUUUCUCUUUUAUCAUCUUGUAAGAUUUUUAGUCAGGAAAGUUUUUCUCUUUUAUCAGUAAAAAAUUCAUGGCAUUCAAUACUUUAAAUUCCUAAGUUGGUUAAGAUUGCAUUAAUUGGGAAAAAAGACGCCCGUUAGUUGAUUAAACCAAUGAAAAAUUGCUGAUUAUUUAGUCAAGUAUGGUAUUUUUGUCUUCCGUUGCCAAUAAAAACUAUCACAAAUUUUUCUGUACUAAUUUACUGAUAAUUCAUUAUUUAUCCAUUGUUAAAAAGUAGAUUGUUCCCAGAGUUAAAAAAUAUUUUGAUUGGUUAUACAUUCCUCGAUAAUAAGCUUUUAUUGAACUUUGGGACAGAUCAGAUUUUAAUUGGUAUCCAAUUUCUUUACUGUUGAGAUAGGGCGUACAAAAAUCGAUCCACUGUAUUGUCUAUUUUGAAUAAUAGAUCGAAUCACGUUGAACUUGUAGUCAGAAUUAGGUUCAUAUGUUACAUUGCUUUUUUCUGUCCUAAUUUUUUCGUUUUGUUUGGCAUUACUGUAUUUUUAGUAUUUUGUGUACUCAUGUUUAGGGUACGUUAAAUUUUCAGUUCGUUUUGUACUGUUGUAAUUAUCAUAAUAUUUUAAACGAAAAGGGGCAUUAAUUUCUGGUGCCAGUGCUUGCAUUUACUUGUUCAUGAUGCUAUCUGAAUGUGUCUACGCACAUAUUCCUUGUUAAUAUUUCUUUUGUACUUUGAAGUUGGUAUGUUUUUUUUCUCUCAAAUUCUGUCUCAUUUUGUUUCCCGUAUGUUUUUGUUUUUGAUUUUUUUUGUACACGCAUCUUUUCCAGUCUUUUAAUGUGACCAGACGCAUUGUUGCAACUUUAAUAAUGACCGUUUGUAUGUCAGAGACUUACAAGUUUGAGAAAACUAUAAAGUCAUUUCUAAUUAUCUCCCUUUCAAAUGAAGGUAUAAUCAAAAAGUUGUAACAAUGAGUUACGUUUGAUAGCUAUAUAGCUGAUUUAGUUGUUUGAACGUAUUGUUAUUUUUGUGCUAUCCCUAGACCUAAAAUUCAUCGGUUCACAAUCUUUGUUGGUUGCUCAACGAAGAUUUAUAGAAGAGAGGUAAUUGGACUUGCAAUUCUCUUGACUUCCUGCAGUAAAUUUGAAUUUUUAUUCAAAUUUUUAUUAUUAUUUAUGGCAAAGGUUUUUAAAAAUCUUAAGCAUCUUAUCUGUUAGAAACUACUUUGACUUGGUUUGGCAACCCAUACAAGGAGAAGUAUUCGUUAAAAAUACUUCGAUGAUUCAGUGUUCUCUUGAUUUUACUUGUGUUUUUGCACAAAAAGAACUCACAUGACUUGUCCUAUUUCCAAAGGGACAAAAUGCAAUAGAUUUCUUAUUGAGUUGAUCAAAUGGCUAAAUAAUACAAGAAGUAUUUUGAUAUAUGCUGAAAAAUCGGUGGCCUUGAGUUGCAGAUGAUUAAAUCAGUGUCCCAAGUGAUGCACUAUACCUUUAACCUUUAGCCUGCUAAAUUUCUAAAAUGGACUGGUCCGUCAUUCAGUUUGGGCAGUACUCCUUAUGAUUCAAAAGGGUGCGUACUGAAAAAUUACUGACUGAAUAGCGAGCAGUGCAGACCAUGAUCAGCUUGCACGCAUGUGUUUUGAUCAGCACUUUGCGCAAAGACGAACUCGUUUGCCGUCAGCAGACCAAAACAAAGCCUGUUCAGCGUUAAAAUCAAUAGGUUCACACUAUAUCAGCACUAAUCUUUUGAGAGGUAAUCGAUAUUUGAUUGAUCGGUUCUCCAAUACCUGAUUAUUUGCUGUGGUAUCAAUUACAAACCAUGCAUAAAUUAAAAUUUGCAAUGGUUUAAUUUUCGGGCAAUUAUUUUCCAAGUUUGGUUAAAAGGGUAAAUUUUACAUUACGUAUUUUUUCUCCUUAUUACAUGUACAUGUAAACUGGCAAGCUACGUUGGUAGAGCGCACAAAAGUAUUUUCUGAUGUAAAUACUUAAUGAUAAAACCAUUUAUGAGUUUGAUAUACUGCCAAGAUAAAUAUUUGUUUUUGUUCGAUGUACAUAUAUAUGAAGAGAUUAUGUUAAUACUGGGCAAAUUAUAAAAUGACAAUUGUGUACUUGCAGCAGUGUGAAAAUGUUACCAGUUUUGAGAUUUAUGGAGUUAAAUCAAAAUUGUUAAUUAUUUAGUAGCUACAUACUGGGGCAUACAAAUUACUUUCUUUUUACGAGUGUAUAUUUUUAGCGACAAUGGACACAUUAUUUCACCUCAAAUUAUUUUUCACACUUUUAAUAAAGUUGGGACUCCUCGUAGUAUAUAUGUUUUUAAAUAGCAUGUUUUUUGGUUUUGGACAGGUUUCUAAUUAGUAUUCAGGCGGUUAAACAGAACUUUUUUUAAACAUUUUAAAUGCAGUUGCGUUACUAGAGAUAAGUAAAUGUUGCCAUUUUAUUUUGGUCCAGUUAAAGUAUGGUUUAUAAUGGACCAAGCUGCACUAUUGACGGUUGUUUAGUUAUCUUUUUAAUGAAUAAAGUUAAAACAUCACAAGG
Mercenaria mercenaria is the source of this 9024-nucleotide messenger RNA. RefSeq lists its product as uncharacterized. The transcript is spliced from 4 exons. Bases 811 to 3561 code for a protein of 916 amino acids. Lineage: Eukaryota; Metazoa; Mollusca; Bivalvia; Venerida; Veneridae. The record is from RefSeq and is a predicted model, not a curated record.